CGUGCCUCUGAUAAAAAAAAUGGAACUCCCGCAUUCGGCUGCUGUCCUCAAGGCCAAAUGAAUACUAUAAAUCCCACAGAACCAUCAGGCAGGUCAAAUUACAUUGAAGAAUGCCCCUUAAUAGCUCUGACCCGAUACUGACCAUUUGAAAUACUGACCAAGCCACACACACGCCUGGCCCUCGAGCUCUCUUCACCGAGCUGAUCUACACCAUACUCAGGCCUAGGCUGACAUUGGCACGGUUAGCAGGAAACCGUGAUUCAAAGUUUUCCCUGAGGGGUGCAUUCCGAUCGAUUGGUUUUUGACUCACGAUAUUCGAUAUCCCUUCUCCCUGUCUCUUCUUCAUUGCGACGUCUCAACUCAAAGGCUUCUCGAUUAUUACGCUUCAGGGCCCGCAAUGGGGGAUGAUCUUCUAGACUUCGUCAUCAACCAUGUGUUCAUGCCGCCCAAGUUGCCCCAAGAGGCGGAUGAGAGUCCGGAGCGCAUAGAUUUUCUUUUGUCCACUAUCCGCAAGAGCAUGAAGCUUUACAGACAGCAUUAUGUUGCGCCUGAGCACCAAGCAUUGUGGGAUUCAUUGUUGAAAAUGGUGGGUACGUUGCGCCGAAUCAACAUGGACCCGGGGGUUGGAAUUAGCGAAUGCAUCAAAAGAAGGAGCACUGGAGACACCAUCGCCAUUUUCAUUCGUGCUCAAAACGCGGGUGUGAUCAUCCGUUGUGGCGAGGAGGAAACAAUAUUCGAGAAUUUCGAAGCUUCGCCAACGAAUAGCGCCGUGAUGGAUUGCACAGGGAAGCUUGUCCGCUCCUUUCCCGGGCCCGCAAUUGCCAUCCGAAACAACAUUAUGCAGGAUCCGGAUUUUGUAGAAGAAUUGGCUGCAUUCCUAACUGAGAUGAAUGGCGAUCGACGGGAGGAUGAGGACCUGAUGGACGAUGAUCAAUCGAUAGGUGAGGACACAGUGGACGGCGAUCAACGGGAGGACGAGGUCGAAAUGGGCAGUGAUCGACUACAGGAUGAGGACACAAAGGGCGGUGAUCCAUUGCAGGAUGUGGAUGGCGAUCCACUGCAGGAUAAGGACAUAGUGGACAGUGAUCAACCGCAAAAUAAGGGAGAACACGGGAACCGCUCGUUCUCGUUCGCGCCCCGAUGGCGAUGGGGUUCCCAGGAUAACCACACACCUCAUCCGAAGCACGUCACCGAAUUGCUGACUGGGAUACUCCGUACACUAGGGGAGCCUGCCGAUAUUCCUCGCAUCCAGAAGAGGACAUCGGACGAUGUUUUGCGGGGAGAAACCGCUUCUGUCCCAUGGCGGCGUAGCUCCCUCUGGCUCGUUGUUCGCGUCGCGUUGCAAACUACGAUCCAUAGAGGCACUUUGAACAUGAAGGAAUACAAGUCUUUUAUGGUGCUCCUUCUGGCCGAGAUUCUGCGGAGCGGUGUUGAGAACUGUUUACCGGGACAUAUCCUUUAUUGCAUGCGGGCCAAACUUAGCCGCCGACUCUUUAGAAUCCGAUCAUGGGCAGCCCCGUCUCUAAUCACAUUUGUCCACGAGGUUGUGCUUGAUACGGAAGGACUGCUCCAAGAUCGAUGGAGGAGCAUUCAAGACACGCAGAUGCGAGCACCUCAGUGGGCACCAGACGAGCUAGAUGUUAUUGGGGACACUAGCCUCAACUUGAAAAAUUGCAGGUCUUACAUCAGUGCCGCUCUCGUCCCAGGAAUUUCCGCCAACCAUGAUGCUGCAUUCCAACCACAUCAUCAUCCACGAUCAUUCAAUUUUUUUGACGACGAACCCAGGAGUCUCCCGGCAGCUGUAGAAGCAAAUGGAUUUGUUGCGCUUUGGGAUUUUGAGCGUUGCGUAAAAGAUCGCAUUGACGAAUGGGUAUCUCGGCAAAUCUCCGACCAGAAUUGGGAAAGUGCUUGCGAUUUAAUCCCUCAUUACAUGACGACAUAUGCCGAAGAGGCCGGGAAAUUGUAUGGGGGGGCACCAGCGGAACAGUCCGUUAUGCUCCUCACGCUUUUUGAAUUGUGGAUGGCGCUCGACAUUUUGGCAAUAGCUAGCUGUCCCCUCUUAAAGGAUUAUUCACCCGAGGUUCCAUUGACUUUAUACGAGGGCCUCCUACUUUCGAAAUCCGAGUCGUUGGCACGCAUCUCGAAGAUCCAGAUGUACCUGCGCAGGCGCUAUCACGAAGCUGGUAGUACCCCUCGAUCGGUUUUCUCAGGAAUUGUCGAUGAGGAAACUUUCGCAGUCAGAUUUUUCGAGUCUUCUCCAUCACUCCAGAAUCUCAAGUGCACCAUAGAGGAACAAGCGGGGACGAGCGAAAAACUUCACGAGCUUCACUUGCUAAAUCUAGAAUAUAGGGAAAUGAUGAGAGAAGCAGGCUUUCACACUAUAGGCCGCAUUGGGUUGUGGCACGACCGGAAAUAUUGCAGAAAAUGCUAUUACAAAUGGCGGGCAAGAGUCCUGAAGACAGUCAUUCGCGAAUGGCCUCUGCCAAAAGACCCGGUGCGAGCCAAAAUCUUUGUGUUUGAACGAGCAGUUCCUGGGGUCUUCAGGACUUGGAGGGAGACAACUUAUUGGCUUCUCUGUGACAUCUGUGCGCCGGGAAAAGAAAGGCGAUUCACGAGGUGGGAAUUGUAUGCCCGCCGUGACCUGAGUCACGUUCCAAAUCCCCAACACCGAAUAUCGCUCGUACCGGAGUUGAGAAUUCUAGACAACCAAGGCAAUAUCCGCGGCACAUAUACAUCUUCAUGUCAGUUGUGGGACAAUAACGACCUUGGAUGGGUAUAUCCUUCAUCUGGCGACUGCGAUCUGAGUCAUAGAACAUCCAUGUGGAUAUCGAGAGAGUCGCCAUAUGCUUCCUUGAAACGCUUUGCACAGGGGACAUCCCACACUUCAAACGAAGUUCUUGCGAGCCAACAUGAAUGUCCCUCUUCGCUUCGCUUACGCAGUUUCAUCGCCUUCGGUUCGUUGCGCGCUGGGGCCAGGUUGCAGUGGUACAAUAUUGCCCGAGAGAUUCCCUCCGAAAAUCUGAGUUUUCAGUGUGAGGAGGUUUGUGACCUCAUCUCUCGGGCUGUGUGGCAAAUCGGAUGUCUUUCUAGCGAUGGUGUUUGGGAACACCACCAGGUUGUACAAGAAGCACCAUUCGGCGAUGCGUUAUUGGAUGUCCUUGAACAGCUGAGGACAGAUAUAGAAGGGGAUUGGCGCCAGGGUAUCACAGCGCUGACCAUCACUACGCUAGCUUCUCGACUGCUGGCCUCGGCUGUGGCACCACCGAUCAUCAACAAAACAUAUAAGCUACUUCGAAAGAUACGAGACACCACCCUGAGCUGGUUACACGAACUUAUGGCACUUGAAUCACACGCCGAAACCGAGGCUGAACGGGAAAAAUAUCAAGGAGCAAUAUGUCCUUUGGCCGCGAUUUGUAGGAGCUCAUUUGAUGUCGAUGCCCACCAUGCUGGGUCACUGCUUCGAAGUCCGGAAGAUGUCGCCAUAUUCAUCGAAUGUGCCAUCAUUCUUUAUAGCCAUUCCCCCCAAGAAACCCUCACCGAUCCAGACCCUCAUUUACGUCUGUUACUCCUCCGGGACAACCGCCUGUCCUGCUGUAUGGAAGAAUUCAUUUUUACCCUCAUCCAAGAAAGGGCGAACAUGCUGGGCGUCAAUAAAGCAAUAUCAAGCGUUUGGAGUGCCAUCGAUCCGAUGUGCUACUGGACAAGGUUACCAAAACCUAAUGAUCGUUGGUUGACUACCGCCGUAAACAGCCAAAGGGCUCAAAAUGUUCAUUUCAACGUAUUGAGUGGCGCUUUGCUCAUUGAUGGAAAACCACCUGGUCGGUUGACAUCUGACAUCCGUGGGCAUUCAAUAUAUAAAGAACUUUUCGGUGCGAGAAAUCCGGACGCUGUUCCAUCGGAUAUUGAAGACAUGGACUAUGUUACCAAAGUUCAUAUAUCUUACAACUCUCAACUCAAGACUAAAGAUGUGGAUGAGCAAAUGCACUUUGGGUGGCGAGAUGGAAGACUCAUUCUACGAACUAGAAGCCCUAUGCUUGACGGGAAGAGCUAUCGGGUCUUAGAAUUGUUACCACGUGAAAUCUUUCAAGGCGAUCUCCCACCUACUCUAGUCGACGAUUAUUCUCAUUGGAUGGAGUUAUCGACUUGUCAGAUUGAGCUACGGCCUAAGGAGACACCCUGGACAUCCUCCCGAUCGAACUGGCACCUCCGUCGUACUGCAUGCUCCACAUGGGUCAUGGAUAAAGGGUCCUCUGUCAGACUAGUUGACUGGCAGAGCCGCACGGGGGAGAUGAUUUGUGCCAUGCUUCGUCCACUUGAACCUGACAAUAAUAUUCUUAUCACAUUGGCGAGGUCGCCUGUUCGAGAACUGCGUGUCGAUCUUCCUCGGUUUCAGCUCUCCUUCACCUUGAAGGGCGGAAAACUUCGUUCAUUAAACUUUCCGGGCUUUGAAGUAGAUAGUAAUCAAUCAACAGGCACAAUGCUGGGACUCCGCAGCCAGUUGGUUCUGCGCCGGAGCGGAGAUCUCGCUCCUGGUGUGGAGCUUAACUGUUCGAGGCGCGUCAUAAUCCCGACGGGGAAAGUAACUAUCACAAGUGAUGGUGACCACGUCACUGUUACGAUUGAUAACUCGGGAUUGUCACGCGUCAAAUAUUGUGAUUAUGACGUCGAUGUCCUACUGGGUCGUCUGGUUGGAGAUGGGAGCUUAUUCAGCACAUUAUUCCAAUCAUUCCUUCACGCUGUGACUAGUUACUGCCUGCCUGAUCCUCUUACGUCAAUGUCAGGAGUCGAGGAAGCGACCCAAAUCCUUCGAUCAGCACGUUGCAAAUCGUUUCAAAGCCUUGAUGACCAGGAACGUCAGCUUCUGCGUCAGCUAUCAGCGUUAACGCCAUCAAGGUUCUGGACGUGGGAAGGGGGGCAACAAAUUAACUGGAACGAAACACUUAGCCCGCUUACCCAACACGGUGCUUUCUGGGUUGAGGCCCAAUCUAUUUUCGAAUGGAAUAACGAAAUGGAUGUUUUUGGUCCCUCCGCCGGUCCCGGGAGCGGUCGGGGAAACUUAAAUCUGCUUUCCCGUGCUAGAUGCCACAAUGCAGUCUGGUACGGCCCUGAUCUUCCACGGGGCAUGCGGGGUCAAGACGUGACAUAUAAAUCUAGGGACGCUGACAAAGGACUCGAUACAACCCGUAUUCAUGCUGCAUCGAAUAUCUCUAGCUUGGUGUAUCGCUGUCCUCGUCAGCUGAAGACCCCCAAAGAUCUUUUGUCGCACAUGGAAUCGUGGACGAAGGUCAUCAGAGGUCCUUCCCCCAAUCACUUGUCGGAUGUGGAUGUGCGUUUGGGAUUUACCAAGGAAUGGCUGCCCUUGGAUAUACCAGGCAAAUGGAUUCCUUUGUACAAUGUGUGUCGAACGGAGGGAUGGGGAAACCGUACUCGUUUCAAAAUGAUGUUUAGUCUUUCUGCAAUGGGCUACUCUACUCAUCGAGGCGAGGGUUUGGUCCCUGCCUUACUUGCAUUCACAUACUUCCCCGAGUUCCGUUCCAUUGAUCCGCCGUUGUGGCCUGAAUACGAUUUGCGCAAGGGCUAUAAACCAGACGCAUCCAAACUCGAUGAUGUCGUCACGACAUGGAUCCAUCCAGGCAAAGUUGGCCCCCGAGCAUCCUCUCAAGUUUCUUUCCUUGUCAGACACUUAAUCGGUCAGUGGGAUCAUGAACCCACAAGAGCGCCAACGUUACCAAGUCUGCCGGAUGGUGAUGUGUGGCUGAUCAGAACCUCUCGCGCCAUGGUCAAUGUGACUAAGUUGUUUGAACAGUGGUUUAGAAACUGGGAAUUACGCCAGCAUAUCCGAGAAAUCCAGACGGUAUUGGACACACACCAGACUCGGAAUUCAGAUGCUCCGGUUGUACCGAUAUAUUCGUUUUCGACCUCCUUGCAACUUGAAAAAGCGAAUCCGUCCGUUGUAUCAUACAGUAAAGUUUUUCUCCGACAACCUCCGGUUCUUGCGCGUACACCUUCCCCUCUGAAAACUAAAAGAUGGUUGAACAUCAAACCGGCUUCGGAACAUAAUAAUCUCAAAGCUCUCAUUUCAACUCUCCGUCCAUCCCACGACCCGAUAUUCCAGAAAUAUGCGGUUGAUCUCGAAGCUAGCUACAAUGCAUUGCAUGACGACAUACAGAUCAGCGUGGAGCAAGUAGAAACCCUCCGAGAAGAGCUUUACCGCGAUCACCAGAUGUACCAAUCUCACCUCUCUCAUGUGUUAGGGCAAAUCGGAGGGACGCUCAACCCAGAUCCUCAGUCAGAGCGAGUACAGGAGGUUAUGCGGGUUGCAGGACUAUGGCCGAAGAGCACCACUCUUUCUUUACUGCACCACCUAUCAUUCUCAUCCCGUUCAAAAGUUAAAUUAUCCCCCGAAUGGAGGAACGUCCUCGUUUGCCUCGCCCAGUCCAUACUGCUUUGGCAGCGAUCGGAGAGAUUGAUGAGAUUAGGACCCAAAUCCGAUGAGUUUCUGAAGGAAUGUUCGAGUUAUCCUGAUCUGCAUGACGUCUCUGACGACUGGCUGCUUGUCCAGAUUGACUCCAACUUCCUUGCGCGCCCUCUUCAAGUUGAUGUUGCGCGUAACAUGAUGUUUCCUCGCUCACAAGGCAAUACCAUCCUUCAACUCAAUAUGGGGGAGGGAAAAUCGUCCGUCAUUGUUCCGCUUAUUGCCGUAUCUCUAGCAGAUGGACAAAAACUAGUGAGAAUCAUCGUGCCAAAGCCCUUAGCAAAUCAAACAUUCCAGUCACUGGUUCAACGCUUGAGCGGCUUAGCGAAUCGGCGAAUAUAUUGCAUGCCGUUUUCCCGUGCUAUCGCAGUGAAGCCGGAUGCUUUUCAAACGAUCUACCAUCAAUGCAUGAAUGUUGGUGGCAUACUGGUUAUGCAGCCUGAACACGUCCUAUCGUUCAAACUCACGGGCAUUGAACGACAGCUCUCAUCGGCUAGGCGCAAGGGGACUCCGACUCCAAAUGCAAUGCUGGAGCUACAGCGAUGGCUGGACGCAAACGUUAGGGACAUUUUGGACGAGAGUGACGAGAUUCUGGCGGUCAAGUGUCAACUUGUGUACACAGUUGGCACUCAGCAGCCCCUAGGUCCUCAGCCUGUCAGAUGGACUACGGUGCAGCAUGUAUUUUCCAUCCUGCGUAGUAGGGGCGGGCUUCUUAAUCAGCUGGCUUCUCAAGGGGGUCUCGAGCUCGAGCAACGAGACGGAUACUUCCCUCGACUUCGCAUUCUCAGACACGAAGCUGGCGUCCAAAUUUUGAAAUCUCUUUUACAAGGAAUAAUGCAAGGGGAGUCUCCUGAUCUACCUCCGUUCAGGCUAUUUCAUGGAGGGAUACGACGAGAAGCAGAGGCUUUCAUCGCCCAAAGGGAUCCUGGGACACUUCCUGAAUUGCGAAAUCACUGUCGCAGUGACAACCGUCUAUGGAGCAUUCUGCUCCUGCUGAGAGGCCUUUUUGCGCAUGGGAUACUUAUGUACAUUCUCAGUGGACGUAGGUGGCGAGUAGACUAUGGGCUUGACCUAACGCGGUCACUUCUCGCCGUGCCCUAUCGUGCAAAGGACGUGCCUGCACUGAGAGCAGAAUUCAGUCACCCGGACGUCUGCAUCUCUCUGACAUACCUCAGCUACUACUAUUGCGGAUUGUCUCACGAUCAGCUUGAUAUGUGUUUUGAGCAUAUCAACGAACUAGAAGAUCCUAUAUCGGAAUAUCGCAAGUGGGUUGAGGAUAAUUGCUUGGUGCCAGACUUUCUCCGCAAUUACAGUAGUUUCAACCCGGAUGACCGCGAACAAAAGACCCAGCAUCUCUAUCCAGCUUUCGAAAGGAACCCGUCGACGAUCAACUUCUUCCUCUGUCAGGUAGUUUUUCCGAAAGAAGCCAAGACAUUUCCUCAAAAACUCUCCACAUCGGGUUGGGACAUCGCCGAACGAAGGCAACACGUAACGACGGGUUUCAGUGGUACCAAUGACAACCGCUAUCUUCUCCCCACUUCUAUUCAACAGGACGACAUCCCUGCGCAAUUGGGUACAAAUGCUAAGGUAUUGAAUUUGAUGUUGCAGCCUGAGAACGAUCACUACCGAAGUGUGGCCAGUAGCGAGCUUCUGGACGUCGUCGUCGGGGAAACUCCUCAAAUACGAGUUUUGUUGGAUGUGGGCGCCCAGAUGUUGGAAUACUCUAAUAAGGAAUUGACAUCGAUAUGGCUUUCGCAAGUCUCGGCAGUAGAUGUAGAUGCUGCGAUCUUCUUCUCCGAAGAUGACGAAAUCUUCGUUAUUAAACGUGAUGGGGCAACGGAACCAUUCAUUUCUUCGUCGUACAGACACCAGCUUGAUCGUUGUCUCGUGUACCUGGACGAUUCCCACACAAGAGGCACCGACUUGAAAUUGCCUGCCAAUUAUCGUGCGGCAGUUACAUUAGGUCCGAAAGUGACAAAGGAUAGACUAGCCCAAGGAUGCAUGCGAAUGCGCAGGUUGGGUAAGGGACAAUCUGUUCUUUUUCUCGCCCCUCCUGAUGUGGAUCGCAAAAUCCGCAAGUUCUCUAAAAAGACCCAUGGAGAACGAAUCGAUGUAUACGACGUUCUUUCCUGGUCCAUCAGGGAGACAUGUGCCGGCCUACGGCGUUAUAGUUGUGACUGGAGAGAGCAAGGCAUUCAUUACAUCGAUAGGCGAUGCGCAUGCGAAGAAUUUUGGACAUCCUCCAUCCCUCGCACCUCAGUGUUAGCAAAAUGGGAAGAGUUUUGGAUAUCUUUCAUCCCCCGCAUCUCAGUGUUAGCAAAAUAUUGGUUGAGACCCGAGUUGAAGUCUCUCGAGGAGAUGUAUGGGGCACCAUCGUCCUCCGGGCCACUGGAACAGGAAUUGUCUCAUCCCGCAGCCGAUUGUCGCGAGAUCAAGCAGAGGAGUGAGAUUUUUUCAUCCUCCACAGAGAGUUGGCUGGUGAAAAUGGCAGAAGAGCAGGAACGCGAAGUGACCCACGAGCCUGAGCGCGAGCCGGAAGCUGAGGAGCCACCACCACCACCUUUACGGCCUGCACGCCAUCGCCUCCAUCCUGGUGUCGUAUCAUUCGUGCGCGAUGGUCAAAUCCCACCAUUUUCUCGUGCUUUCAUCCCGCUCUUUUCUUCAGUCACAAUCCUCCCUCGGUCUCAGCAAGGCACCCAGUGGUCACGCAACCUUCUUGCAACCAGCGACUUCGUCACCACAAUCAAGGGUUCGAAUGCACGGAAAGGCAACGAGUUUCUUCGGCCUGUGAACUGGAUACUGUCUAGUAUUCACGGAUCGAUGCUCGUGGUGUGCAGUCCUUUUGAGGUGAAUGAGUUGCUCCCGGAAAUUCGCCGCAGCGGUAACGUCAGGUUGCACGUGUACUCCCCAAGAACAAGUCAGCCUAUGAAGUCCUUCGAUGAUCUCAAAUUCUACACAAUUCCAUCCUUACCAACGACAUGGACUUACCUGGGGAGGCUCACAGUCUCUCAGCUCAAUAUAUUCUCAGGCCAGCUAUACAUCAACGACUUCGAAACGUAUCUUGAACUUUGCAAUUUUCUGGGAAUCAACACCAGUCAUGAUGGGAGGAACGAAGUAGAAACACAAAUUGAUGGUUUUGUCCUACCCAAGAAGCGUACUGGGGAAAUGAAUUUAGCCUGCCCCUUUGAUAUCAGUCCUCUGCCUUUCAUCCGCAAGCUAACAAGUCUCCGGAGGAAGGGAACGUCCUAUGCCUCUACUCAUCUUGGACGAAUUGUUAAUGGAGCAUUCAUACAGCCAGAGGAGUUUUGA
Messenger RNA from Cantharellus anzutake, 9784 nucleotides. RefSeq lists its product as uncharacterized. Lineage: Eukaryota; Fungi; Basidiomycota; Agaricomycetes; Cantharellales; Hydnaceae. Bases 398 to 9784 code for a protein of 3128 amino acids. The record is from RefSeq and is a predicted model, not a curated record. The transcript is spliced from 9 exons.